UUGUUUGUUUGUUUUUUAAAUUUAGAAGCAAAGCUUCGCACGAUCAGAGUUGGAAAAAGGAGGCAAAUUUGGCCAACUUGCCUUGCCGUCCAAAUUCCAAUCUGUCAAUGGUUGACUGUUUGUAGUCUGCCCCCAUCCCUGGAAGAAGAGCCAUCUCCCCUGUGCCUCCGCCUUCGAAUUCUCUGUGUUCUUCCGCAGAUGUCGACACCCAAGGCUGCCGCUGCCGCCGCCGCCGCCAUGCAGAUCGGCGCCGACCUGCCGCCGCCUCCGAAACCGGGAUUCCUUCAGCUACUAGCCCAGCAAGCCUCCGUCUACGGCGUCGCUGCCGGCUACUGCAUCUCCGCCUCCCUGCUCUCCAUCAUCAACAAGUGGGCCGUGAUGAAAUUCCCCUACCCCGGCGCACUCACCGCCCUCCAGUACCUCACCAGCGUCGUCGGCGUGGCCCUCUGCGGCCGCCUCGGCCUCCUCGACCACGACCCCCUCAACCUCCGCACGAUGUGGCGCUUCCUUCCCGCCGCCUUCAUGUUCUACGUCUCCAUCUUCACCAACAGCGAGCUCCUCCUCCGCGCCAACGUCGACACCUUCAUCGUCUUCCGCUCCGCCGUGCCCCUCUUCGUCGCCGUCGGCGAGACCCUCUUCCUCCACCAGCCCUGGCCCUCGCUCCGGACCUGGGCUUCCCUCGCCGUCAUCUUCGGCGGCGGCGUCGUCUACGUCGCCACGGACUACCAGUUCACGGUGACGGCCUACGCCUGGGCCGCCGCCUACCUCGUCAGCAUGUCCGUCGACUUCGUCUACAUCAAGCACGUCGUGAUGACCAUCGGCCUCAACACGUGGGGCCUCGUCCUCUACAACAACCUCGAGGCGCUGCUGCUGUUUCCCCUGGAGCUGCUGCUGAUGGGGGAGCUGGGCCAGAUCGAGGAGGCCGUCGCCGGAGCUCGAACGGAGUGGUUCUCCCCGGGCGUCGUGCUGCCGGUGGCGCUCUCGUGCUUGUUCGGCCUCUCCAUCUCCUUCUUCGGCUUCUCGUGCCGACGGGCGAUCUCGGCGACGGGCUUCACGGUGCUGGGGAUCGUCAACAAGCUCCUCACCGUGGUCAUCAAUUUGGUGGUCUGGGACAACCACUCCACCUUCGCCGGCACGCUCGGCCUGCUCGUCUGCAUGUUCGGCGGCGUGCUGUACCAGCAGUCCACAACCAAAGCUAAGAAACCGGAGGCCGCGCCGCCGCCGCUGCCGCCGCCCGGCGAUGAUGAGGAGCAGAGGCGCCUGCUGGAGGGGAACGGCACGAGCAGUUCAUCGUCGGAGCUGGUGGUUGUUUCCGGAAAAUUAAAUGACGAUGUUUGAUCUGCCUAAGUUUUGAAAUUUGUUGUUCGAUUAAUGAGCAAAAAACAUCGAGAUCUCAAUUUGUUUGUUGA
Zingiber officinale is the source of this 1409-nucleotide messenger RNA. Its product is annotated as GDP-mannose transporter GONST3-like. Gene Ontology annotation, cellular component: Golgi apparatus. NCBI's taxonomy places the organism in Eukaryota, Viridiplantae, Streptophyta, Magnoliopsida, Zingiberales, Zingiberaceae. The transcript is spliced from 2 exons. Gene Ontology annotation, molecular function: antiporter activity; GDP-fucose transmembrane transporter activity. The record is from RefSeq and is a predicted model, not a curated record. The coding region runs from base 199 to 1338 and encodes 379 amino acids.